Messenger RNA from Clonostachys rhizophaga, 390 nucleotides. The record is from the annotation of a GenBank genome assembly. Lineage: Eukaryota; Fungi; Ascomycota; Sordariomycetes; Hypocreales; Bionectriaceae.
AUGGAAGCCAACGUCCCAACAAGCAACAAUCCCCCCAUCGACCUUGACCUAUUAUACGACCUUGCCGAAGGAUACCAGCUUCGAAUCCACUUCCAACCACUGCCUUUAUACAAUCCUAGCACUCUCUAUGAUGAUCUAGAAUUCUUGCCUCCACUUCUCCGACUGGCAUUUGCAGCAAUAACCUUCAAGUUCGCCGAUAACCCCCUGUACCGUGGCUGGGAAGGACCAGUGGGCGACGUUUACUUGAAAAGAUGCCGCGAGAAUGUCAUGGAACUGGCUUUGGAUGGUGUCAGCAAGCUGGAGGUGCUUCAAGCAUUGUGCCUCCUUGCUUUGUGCGAGAUCAAAGGUAUGACCACCGAGGUCAUGAACUUUGUGGAGACACUGUAUUAA